UGCCUCGCUUCUUCCCUCACCAAGCCUCAAAAGCUUCUCUCUCUCUAUCGCGUCUACAAUCACUAUCAAACAAAACCAACCUCAUGGCUCCGAAAACGGCAGCAAAAUCCGGCUCCGGGACCCAGAACCCGAAGCCGAACUCGCUCGAGAUCCGAUAUCGGGGCGUCAGGAAGAGGCCUUGGGGUCGCUACGCUGCCGAGAUCAGGGAUCCUGGCAAGAAGACGAGGGUCUGGCUCGGCACGUUCGAUACGGCUGAGGAGGCGGCGCGUGCGUACGACAAGGCGGCGCGGGAGUACCGUGGAGCUAAGGCUAAGACCAACUUCCCAACGCCGGCCGAGCUUCACGCGAGCAGCAACAACCGCGGCAACAAUAACAGCGGCGGCAGACAGAACCAUCAUUCCCCGCCCGCGGCUCAGGCGCGCAGCCCCAGCCAGACCAGCACCGUGGACUCCUCGUCCCCGCCGGCGCAGGCGCCUCCGGCCCUGGACCUCACCCUCGCAGCGCCCCGUUUCGCGGCUGCGGCGGCCAACGCGGGCUACUUCACCGCCGCGAGUGCCUACCACGCGCUCCCCCUCGGGCGUCCCAUCUUUUUCUUCGACGCGUUCGCCAGGACCGACAACGUGGUGACGGCGACGACGACGGGUCUCCAUCGCCCCCUCGCCGCCCGCGAAAUGGGCAAACUUGACAAAAGCGUCAAGGCAGCUGCCUCUCCGUCCGGCGGUUCCCACUCCGGCCUCAGCGAUUCGGACUCCUCCACCGUCGUGGAUUUCGCUCACUCCCCCGCCAAGAAAGGACCGCUCGAUCUCGACCUCAACCUCCCCCCUCCACCGGAGAAAGCCUGAAUCCGCUGCCACCGGAAACUCUCUCCGCCUCCACAUUUUUCCUUCCGUUCUUUAAUUAGAAAAGGAAAAAAAGCCAACCCCUCUUAGAGCGAGAAAGGCAAAGCUCAAAGCUGACAUGUAAUCAUGAGUUUUGCAUUAGCCUAUGUUGUUUAUUAACUGCAGCUUAUGUAUAUAGACGAAACUAGAAAACCCAAAACCACAGCUGUUUUUGUUCUUCCCCAACACAGCGAGAGAUCCCGAUCUGGGUUUUCUCGACGUUGUUUAGUACUCUCCUGGUUGGUGGUGUAUGUUCAAAAAUCCUCAAUGAAAUCAAAAAAGAUUUCCGUUUCUGUAUCAA
This is a messenger RNA of Rosa rugosa (rugosa rose), 1179 nucleotides long. RefSeq names its product ethylene-responsive transcription factor 4. Gene Ontology annotation, molecular function: DNA binding; DNA-binding transcription factor activity. Gene Ontology annotation, biological process: regulation of DNA-templated transcription. The transcript has a single exon. Bases 84 to 842 code for a protein of 252 amino acids. NCBI's taxonomy places the organism in Eukaryota, Viridiplantae, Streptophyta, Magnoliopsida, Rosales, Rosaceae. The record is from RefSeq and is a predicted model, not a curated record.